This is a messenger RNA of Homarus americanus (American lobster), 3576 nucleotides long. RefSeq names its product adhesion G-protein coupled receptor D1-like. NCBI's taxonomy places the organism in Eukaryota, Metazoa, Arthropoda, Malacostraca, Decapoda, Nephropidae. Gene Ontology annotation, biological process: adenylate cyclase-activating G protein-coupled receptor signaling pathway; cell surface receptor signaling pathway. Gene Ontology annotation, molecular function: G protein-coupled receptor activity. The coding region runs from base 97 to 1506 and encodes 469 amino acids. Gene Ontology annotation, cellular component: membrane. The record is from RefSeq and is a predicted model, not a curated record. The transcript is spliced from 10 exons.
GUGGCGGUGGACGCAUAUCACUAGACCGAUCAGUGUCACCACCUCUGAGUACAGUAUGUAGUUCUCCUGUAGCACCUUCAGUAAGGGGCGGAGAAGAUGACGUCCGCAAGUGGCACUGUCAUCGUGUUCUUGGUGACGCUUGUCUGUGUGUCCCAAGCCGUAGAUAUUGACGGGGCAUGGAGUGAUUGGUCAGUAAUCAGGACGCCAUGCACCAAGUCAUGCAACAGAGGCUCAUCUACAAGAGUCAGGUCAUGCACCAACCCACGACCAUCAGGCAGUGGCAUACUGUGUACCAAAAUGGACGGUAGACUGGCACUCAACGGCAUUGAUUACAAAUUGGAGCCUUGUAAUGACCAGUCUUGUUGGAUCGACCAGUGGACUGACUGGUCUAACUGCUCGAAAGUGUGUGGACGUGGGAAGGAGGUACGGAGAGCCUGGUGCGGGGUCGAGGUGUGUGCUGAAGACCAGGCACUAGAGGAGACAAGAGACUGCAACACCUGGAACAAGACGGAGUGUGACAGUCCGUGUGAGGAACUGAAACAAUCCUGCCCACAGUACGGGAUAUGUGACGAUUUGUCGACAGAUGAGGACCCGAUAGCUGAGUGUGUGUGUACUAUGGGGUACAAGAUGAAUAGCGCCAAGACUGCCUGUAUACGUCCGCCGCCCACGACCCCCACCCCACGGCCCAUCCCUACACUGCCCCCAGCGCAGAAGGUUGUGGCUACGGUCAUAUCCAAGACCGCCUCUACCGUCAUCAUCAUCUGCGUCAGCAUCUGCCUCUGUAUCUUCUUCGUUCUCCGCAUCUUCACGCCAGAUCGAGUCAUUCAGAUGAACAUGGAAAUUGCUCUCCUUAUGGCCCACAUCAUGCUGAUCUUCCCCUCCUCCAUCACUGAACAACCGACCUUAUGUACUCUCGUCUCCAUCUUGGUACACUUCUUCUUCACGGCCUGCUUCAUGUUUAUGUUCCUGGAGGCGCUGCACAUGUACGCCUUCGUGGCCUACGUGAUCAAGAAAGAAGGAAUGUUCAGCCGGGUCCAGAACACUCUGGUGGGCUGGGGUAUCGCUGCCAUCAUCAUCCUCUUCUGCAUGUGCUUUGAAUAUGAAAACUACGGCGGCUCCUACCACUGUUGGCUACAGAUGGAUACAGCUCUCAUGUACGGCCAGCUGUUACCCAUAGUCAGCCUCGUGAUCCUAACCUUCACACUAAUUGAAGCUGCUGGUGCUGCUGAGUACAAGCCUCUCAAAGGUGUGGACAAGAGCCAGUUGACGAGCGCUAAGUUCUCUCAAAGGACCAACCUACUUAUCUUACCGCUGGUCUUCUCACACAUGCUGGUGGGGAUGUUCUCUGAGUAUGAGCAGAAUCUUCCUCUCUAUGGUGUCUUCUCCAUUCUUAACAGCGUAACGGGAGUAGUGGUCCUGUUCUUCCACUGUACAAACAACCAACAGGUACGGAUGAAACUGAAAGGAUUAUACGCGAAAAUGUGCAAAAGUUCCGGGGCUCGAUAAGACCAAAUAAUAACAACAAUAUGAGGAUGAUAUGUUGCACCACGUGUAUAAGACAACAGGUUCCUUAUACCUCAGGAGGAUCAAAGGAGAAUCUGAUCACAAAAAACUUGCUACGGAACCUUUCGACUCCAUCAAGAGCAUCAAUGCCUUCUCAUAACACCGCGGCACAAGCAAGCAACUGAUUCCCCACCUUAAACACAAGAUCUUUACUACUUAGAGGUUUUAAAUGAUACAGAUAGCCAUAGUACUAUAAAAAUGGUUUUCUUUGUGACUAACACGAAAUAAUUUUAGCUGAAGAAUAUGUGGCUAGAGUUUAGCUACCAGAGUUACCUUUAUUACCCCCUGUACAUCAAUAUAGGAAGGGUGUUAUCCAGUGUGACACUAUCAAAUUCGCAACUUUUCUCCGGGUACACCAUUUUUUUUCCUAUGCUCGACAAUAAAGGUUAUAGAAAAAUAACACCGAACAAAACGGCUGCCCGAACGGUUAGUAAGUUUGGCUUUUGGGUUAACUCUCCCAUACAGACGAGCUUUGUGGAAUACAGCGAUAUGUUACCGACCCCCUUGACUAUCGAUCACAGUGAUGGUAGGUAGUAAACAGAUAAGCCAGACAGAUAUUGGUACUGUUUAGUGAUCGAUAACCAUGGGGAUCUUUUCCUCUGUUUGGUAAUUCAAAAUAUUUUAUCCUAGUUAGAUAUCAUAUAGUGUAACCAUACACUAUAUUUAUUUGGGUGGAUCUGUAGUUGUAGAUAAAUGUAUGUACUUAUAUAAUCAUUGAUAUUAUAUUAAUUCAGUGUGAUAUUAUUGACUGUGAAAGCGAUAUUGUCUCUUUAAGCUGACUUUUCAAAUAACAUUGACAACCAUACCAUCAGGUGACAGCUGGCGUUCCACACAAUUUUGAAAAGUCAGUGCUUGAAAUAGUAUUGUUUUCUUUGAUAGAGAUGUAUAGAAGAACGUGUUAUAUUUUGGAGAAUCUAACCUAUAUUUCUAUAUCUCUUCUUACAAAACUUUUCGAUUAUAUAAUCACAUUUGCACGACAGUAUCAAACUAAUAUAAAUUUUCAUUGAGAUAAUAUUCCUCUGUUUUCACCCUUGGAGUGUGACGCACCUAAAACAAAAACAAAAAUUACCGCUUGUUUCCUGAUUUUCAAGGUCUAAAUACCACAAGUGCCUUAGGUUUGAUCUUAGAAAUUUGCGACCAUAGAGUAAAAUGGUCGCUUAAUACUAAUAAUUGAGUUUAUUUAUGAAAGCUUGAACCCUGUAAGAUAAUAGUGAAAACCCAUAUCUUAUUGUUUCAUUAGAUAAUAUAAAAGAUAACAUACGAUGGUCAAGGUAGAUAGAGACUGAAGCCAAGUUACUCCAAGUUCACAUCUUUACCAUAAUGUGUAGUCCUUACCUGGGGAGUCAUCUGUUGUGUUGAACUGUCUAAUGAGGAGGUCGAGCUACAGCGAUGACCAACACUUUCUUUAUGGAGUUAUGUAAAACACACACACGCACACACACACACACACACACACACACACACACACACACACACACACACACACACACACACACACACACACACACACACACGACAUUAGUUAUUGCUGAGAGUUGAGUUUAUAUAUAUAAUAUAAUAACCAAGUAAUAAUCCUGUUGUUUUACCCUAAAUGUUAAAUAUUAUUAAAUCCUGUUAAAAGUGUGUUUAGUGUUAAGUGCGUGAAGACCCAUAUAUAUAUAUAUAAAUAAAUAUUUACCAAAGAUAUGAAGAAUAAAUAAUAUAUAUCUAAUCUUAUCCUAUAUAUAACAAGAUAUUUAAAUAGUUUAUAUAUAGACAUUAUUCUUAAGGCUAUAUGUUAAUUUAUUGUAAGGUAUUACUUGUGAUAAUAAGACACUAAGAAUGACAACAAGUGCAUUUGGCUGGAUUACUGAACAAUAACUUCACCAAUACUGAAUAACAUCACAAACCGUAAGAUCUGGUGGAGAUACAACUAUUUCAUGACUGUGUGUUUAUCUGUGUGCAUAUAAUACAAAGUAUAUGUAUACUCUACGUAUGUUAUACAUGUAGCUUACAAAAUAUAGCUUAACGGCU